This is a messenger RNA of Lathyrus oleraceus (garden pea), 513 nucleotides long. RefSeq names its product 40S ribosomal protein S21-2. Gene Ontology annotation, molecular function: structural constituent of ribosome. Bases 113 to 358 code for a protein of 81 amino acids. NCBI's taxonomy places the organism in Eukaryota, Viridiplantae, Streptophyta, Magnoliopsida, Fabales, Fabaceae. The record is from RefSeq and is a predicted model, not a curated record. Gene Ontology annotation, cellular component: ribosome. The transcript has 3 exons. Gene Ontology annotation, biological process: translation.
AUAAGUGAUUUCAAGGAUUGUUGGAUUUAUUAUUAUUUGUUUUUUUCUUUUACUAAAAACAAAUACUCAUUUCAUAAUUCAGGGGUUUCUAGAUUCAUCACAAACCCUAAAGAUGCAGAACGAAGAAGGCCAAAUCACCGAGCUCUAUAUUCCUAGAAAAUGUUCUGCUACAAACAGAUUGAUAACCGCCAAGGAUCAUGCUUCGGUUCAGAUCAACGUCGGUCAUUUGGAUGAAAGCGGUGUUUACAAUGGUCACUUCUCCACUUUCGCUCUCUGUGGCUACGUUCGCGCACAGGGAGAUGCUGACAGUGGACUCGAUCGAUUGUGGCAGAAAAAGAAAACCGAAAUUAAGCAGUAGAUGACAUGACCACAUCUUUGUUUGUCGUGUGUUUGAGUUUAACUUCUGUUAGAGAUAUUAGAUGAUUGUGAUUUAUGAAUUGUUGUAGUACCUAUUUUGAAUUUCCUCUUGGUACCUUCAACUAAAGUUACCUUUUUAUUAAUCUGUUUACAAGA